AUGAACCGUUUCCUGAGAGCUGGGCAGAAUGGAGGGCUGCUGACCGACUGCAGGGAGCUGUCACCCAACCACACCACCCGGGGACCUGGCGGCGGCGGCGGCAGCGGCGGGUCGGAGCCGAGGAGAUCCGCGCUUAAACGCAGCCGAGCCGGCCGGGAGGGACGAGAGGAACCGGAAGCGGCAGCGGCGGCGGAUCAGUCAGCGGCUGCCGUCGCGGUGCGCGGCGGCGGCGGUGGAGAGGUGUGCGUCGGGAAGCAGCAGCAGCAGCAGCGGCGUCGGGAGGCUCAAGGACGCAGCGUCGGUGGAGAAGGUCUGGAGAUGAUUUCAGCGGUCAGCAGAGAGGCGGACGGCGGCGGCGGCGGCGGCAACAAUAACAACAACGGCGUCUCCGAAGUGACCACGGCCUCUCCUUCUGCGACAUGCGCCAAAGGCAAGGAGGAGAGGAAGGGGAAAAACGUGAUCCGGGGCUGGAAGAGGGAGAGAGACAGGGAGAGGGACAGGGAGAGGGACGCCGCCGCUCCCCCUGCCGCUCCUCCUGUCCGGACUAGGAAGGAGAAGCCCGGCGAUGGCUCGUCUCCUCCUCCCUCCGUCUUCCUCUCGUCGUCCGCCCUGCCCGAGCAUCAUCUGUGCCGCGACGGCCCCGGACACUGCCACUGCGCCUCUCCGGACUCCAGAAUCAUGGGAGAUAAUAGCAACACUAACAACGUAAACAAUAACAACAAUAGCGGGAGUAACGGCGGCGGUGCUGCCAAUAAAACCGCGCUGGAUUGUGGAGUUAAAAGCGGCGGUGGCGCUAUUGUUGUCAGGCGGCAGCAUGACGACACACCGGCCGCCAAGAAACACAGAGGAGCCGAGAAGACACAAAGAGUGGACCCCAUGUUCACGGUGCCAGCUCCCCCUGCUCCAGGCCACCCCGGAGCCCCCGGCUCCUCCCUGCCCUCGGCUCCUUCCUUCUCCCCUCCAGCCCUGCCCACCUCCAACCCCAAGCAGAUGGCGGUGAGGACGAGGUCUAUCGGCACCAACACCCAGGAUGGAGGCGCGUCAGGGGCGCUGGAGGGCGACUCGGCCUGUCUGGGGCCCUGUCAGCCUGGGACCAGCGUCAACCUGGAGGGUAUCGUCUGGCACGAGACGGAGGAAGGUGUGCUGGUGGUGAACGUGACGUGGAGGAAGAGGACCUACGUGGGAACUCUGUUAGACUGCACCAAACACGACUGGGCUCCUCCGAGGUUUUGUGAGUCUCCCUCCAGUGACCCUGAGUUGCCAGGUGGGCGUGGCCGAGGGAAACGGAUGCGAAUGGCCAUGGCUGAUCGGCCCUGCAUUGAGCCGGCCCCCGCUGCCAAAGUCAGGGGUCUGUCGCAGCACAGGAGCCGUGGAGGUGGUGUGGCUGGAACCACUGCACCUAUCCACAGCAAGGGACGGAGAGGCAGCCUGAACCUCAUCAACAGCAACUGCCGAACUCCUCCUUCUUUCUUCACUGUGGAGGAGGUGAAAUCCUCCAACAGCGCCUCCACCCUCUCGUCUGGGAAGCGAAAGAACAAACCACCGGCUGACCUGGACCUCAGCCUUGUCGCUGCUGACGACAUUAAAAAUGGAAACGGGAAGCGGAUUCGCGCCAAAUCCCGCAGCGCCCCGUCCACGCCGCAGGGCAAAUCUGACCCUUCAUUCAUGGAUCCAGGAGGAGGUUGUGCUUCCUCGCCACCUCCCCCACCCAUUCUCAUUGACUGCCCUCACCCCAACUGCACUAAACGCUAUAAGCACAUCAACGGACUGCGCUACCACCAGACACAUGCGCACCUGGAGGCUGAAGAGCAGAGGAAACCUGAGCUGGAGCCCAUGAAGGAUGGGGAGAGUGAGGAACGACUAUCAGACUGUGAGGACACCAUCAGCAACAUGACAUAUGACCUCUCAGAGACAAACAACAGCACUAAUGCCAACAGUUCCUCAAAGAAACCUGCUCCUCUGUACAAGGUUACCACAGUAGGGUCCCCUAAGAACAGACGGCUACUCCUCAGUACCGACCACAGCCCCACAGCCAACUCCAAAACCAGAAGAACCUCACUGCUAAAAGAUGGGCUGAUCGAUGACCUCAGCAAUCUGCCCAUCAUCUCCAACAUGACCGUGGUUCUCGAGAACUGCAUGGUCCCAGACAGGAACUCCACGGUCGAGAUGCCCAAGCUGGAAGCUGAAGGUUUGAUCGACAAGAAGGGAGGUGCAUGCGAUAAGGGCAAGAAGGCCAAUGGGAAGGUAGAGAAGCUGUCGAAGUCACGGACCAACCGGCCAAUCGCUCCAGCCCCUGCUCCUCCCAAGCUGAUCGCCAUACCCAACGCAACGUAUCCCUCUGGCACAGCAGAUACUGCCACCUCACAGCAGCCCUCUCCCAUGGCAGCUGUGGGCCUCACGAGUAAAAACCUUCCCCUGAAACCCAUCAAACCAAAGCUGAGCAUCGUUGUGGAGCCGAGCCUCGUCAAAGCCACGCUGGUCACCUGCAGCAAAGAGACCAGGAAGAAAGAGAAACGGAGGCUUAAGGACAAACAUAAAGAUGCGCCAACCAGAACGCCCAAUGGAGACAGUGGUGGAAUCAAAAUGGAAGAUGUUGGCGGUGGAUCCAAAAUGGGUGUCAAGGAGAUUUCUGGAAGCCUUCUGAAGGAGCACCUCAGUAAGCAGGAUGUGAUGAACGGACUCACUGAAAGCCAGGAGAGCAGGAUGGCGAGUAUCCGUGCAGAGGCCGACAAGGUCUACACCUUCACUGACAACGCCCCCAGUCCUUCCAUUGGAGGUUCGUCACGGCUAGAUGCAAGUGGUAGUUGCCUGGCAACAGCAGACAGCAGCAGCAAGAACAACAGCCCCGCCUACUCUGACAUCUCAGAUGCCGGGGACGAUGGGGGAUCUUCCGAAUGUCGCUCGGAUGGACUCAGAUCCAAGUCUGCCUCCUCGGCCUCUUCCGAGGUGAGCUCUAACAGUAACCAUGGUAACUCUGGUAAAACCCCACCCACAGCAUCUGCCCCAUCAUCUAAAGACUCCCAAUCCCCGUACUACCACAGCUACGAGCCCUACUACCUGCAGGGGUACAUGCACUCGGACAGGCAGAACAGCAGCAGCGUCGCUUUCCACAAAAGCUCUUCCCAUGACAGCAAAGGGAAAGACAGAAAGGAAGAAGUGAAAGAGGAUGACAAAAGCUCCUCCCACGAGUUCACAGACUCUAAGAAAGGCGACGGGCCGCCUCAGUCUCAGCUCCAGUUGGCCAUGAGUCAGACCCAGACCGCCUUGGCUCAGUCCCUGUACUAUGGCCAGUACUCCAGAGGACUUUACAUGGACCAGAAACUGUUACUGGCCUCCAAAUGCUGUGACCAGACGCCCAGUGCCAAGCAGAGGGGCGAGAGGGGACAGGGGUUGAGAGACAGUGAGGACGUUAAACAUAUGGUCGGGGGUUCAGUCGGGGGACCCAUGCUAGGUAAAGGUCCAGACGGCGCUAAAGGUUGCUGUCCCAAACCCGUCCUGUCCUACGUGGAGAUGAGUGAGAGAGGAGAAAGGGGACAGAGUCUGGGCUUAAAGGCUGUGCACGGUGGCAUGGUGGACCAGCACCAGGUCUCGAUGAAAGACUGUGAUGACAUCAAGUCACCCUCCUCUUCCUCUUCUUCAUCACUCCACAACCCAAACAGUCAGACAGAUCUGGACUCAAAUGUUUCCUUUUCCAGUCCCUCAGACGGCCCCGCCUGGGCUCACCGCCUCGCUCACAGCAAAUACUCAGAGCUACAGAGUCAACAUGGAGAGGAGGCCGAGGAGGGUGAAGCAGACAGGGGGAAAGAAUGGGGAGCUACCGUGGAGCCUGCCGGGGCCAAGAUGACCUCAGGAGGAGGAGGAGGAGGAGAGAGAGGAGCAGGUGUGGGCGGGGACGCUAAAAAGGCCAGGGUCCACGGAUCCCACGAUCUCCCGCCUGCCAUCGACGCAGAGGAUCCGGACCGGCUGGAGGGGCUGGAUGAUCAAGGCCAGGAGCCAAUAGGAGUGCUGUCUGAGGAGUCCCAGAGCGCCCGGGCAGCUGUGUCUCCUCCCAUGACCCCCCAGCAGCCCUACAUCCAGUACCAGCACUCCUCCUACCCGCCCUACCUGGCAAUGUGUGAGAGCGGCGGGGGCUCCUACAGAGGGGUGUCCCCAACCCUGGUCCACAAUUACCCAGGUUUCCACUAUCCUCUGUACGGUAAGACAGCGGGCAGGGAGGAGUCGGAGGUGACUCCACCCGGCAGAGGAGGAGCAGUGAGCGGCAAGCAGAGCGGCGACUCGUCCUCGUCCUCAGCCAUGGAGCUGCUGCAGCAGCAGAGCCAUCAGUACCACGGAAAAUCUCCUGCUCCUGGUGAGAAGGGUUCCCCCGAGGCAGAGCGAGAGACGGAGAGAGAGAGGAACCACGUGUCGUUCGCCCGACACCUCCACACACACCAUCACACACACCUGGGUAUGAGCUACAACCUGAUGUCAGGACAGUAUGACAUCUACCAAGGGUUGAGCUCCAGGUCGCUGGUCUCCAGUCAGCAGGUGUCAGGACACUCCUCUACUGAGGGCGAAGGGAAGAAGUAGGACCAUGUGACCACGUCUCACAUGAGGAACGGCAGAUU
This is a messenger RNA of Seriola dumerili (greater amberjack), 4607 nucleotides long. RefSeq names its product zinc finger protein 608-like (gene znf608). Lineage: Eukaryota; Metazoa; Chordata; Actinopteri; Carangiformes; Carangidae. The record is from RefSeq and is a predicted model, not a curated record. The transcript is spliced from 11 exons. Gene Ontology annotation, biological process: regulation of transcription by RNA polymerase II. Bases 1 to 4569 code for a protein of 1522 amino acids. Gene Ontology annotation, cellular component: nucleus.